This is a messenger RNA of Aaosphaeria arxii CBS 175.79, 2462 nucleotides long. RefSeq names its product thermostable phytase. The record is from RefSeq and is a predicted model, not a curated record. The transcript is spliced from 3 exons. The coding region runs from base 224 to 2413 and encodes 729 amino acids. Gene Ontology annotation, molecular function: inositol hexakisphosphate 3-phosphatase activity. NCBI's taxonomy places the organism in Eukaryota, Fungi, Ascomycota, Dothideomycetes, Pleosporales.
CCGCACUUCAUAUCAAAUCAGAUCGUAGGCCGUUGUCGCUCGUGCCUGCCAAGGUGCUAGGUAGAGCGGAUCGACAUUGAGAAAGCAACGACAAGCAUCCAAAGUGAAAAUUGGCAGAUACAAAAGAGACCACCGUGCCAACAAUCGAUGCCAGCAGGGUCUCUGACUUCGAGUAUCCUGACCGAGGUUCCUUGAGUUGACGGCACAACUCCGAGUUCUUAACAUGCGUUCAAUUGCUUCUUUGGCGUUGGGAACGCUCGCAAGCGUAUCACUCGCGGCCGCUCAGGAUGCGAACAUCACGCUCGUUCCAGCAGCAGUUGGCUUUGAGCCCGACAAUACUGCGCUCUACUACUCUUCACCUCCCCUUCUGAUAGCAAACGACGGUAGUGCUGCAGAUGGCGGUUUCCGCGUCUUCGAGGUGUCCGAUAAACCUUCGUUUGCGCAGAGAUCCCACCAGAAGACUGGUCGUUCGAAGGUCGCUCUACCAGUAUAUGAUAUCGGUGGUCGGGACUUGGUAUUUAACAUCCCUGCACCAGACUCGAUCCUCCGCGCAUUUGAUGUGAAGAACUUCAAAGAGGUCGAAAGUGCAAGGAAGAAGAUCCUAGGAGAUUGGUCUACCUUAUGCGGCUGGAGGAGUCUCAAGAGUGGCAAUCAGUACCUUUUCCUCUUUGGGAAGAAGAAAGUCGUGCAACUGUUGGUCAGGGAGCAGAAGAAGGACAUUGAGGUUCUUGAGGUCCAAACAUUCCCGAUUGCCAUUGAGGGAGAGGCAUGCAUUGUCUUCCAAAACGGAUUGGUCUAUUUCUCAGCGGAGGACCAGCCAUUGUAUUCCUUCCAGGCUGUCGAGUCCACAAAGGCGCCCGAGAUCAAGAUCGCUAAAAAGGAUGCCGAAGUUGUGGGUCUUGCAACUUACCGCACAGGCGCAAAGGACUACCUCUUUGUAGCACACGAUGAAGUGGUCGACGUGUACGAUGAUAAGCUUCAGCAGAAAGGCACCAUCGGUCUUAACGGCAUCCCGGAACUUUCAAUCGAAGGCGGACUUUCGAUCUACCAGGCAGUGACUCCUGGAUUUAAGGACGGUCUGCUUGCCUUCGCGUUCGAGAGCGAGGAUGACACGGGUGUUGCCGUUGGAUCGCUCGAAGUCGUCUUGCAGCAGCUAGACAUCAAGCCUAAUCACAAAUUCGACCCCAAAGAAACUUGCAAGCACUGCGAGAAGACCAUCUCCAAGAAAUGCUCCAACAACGGUUUCGGUGGCGACUACGGCUGCGAAUGCUUAGUCGGAUUUGCUGGUGCUGAUUGCAGCAAGCUCACCUGCAAAAACGACUGCUCAGGCCACGGCACUUGCGCUGGCCCCAACAUCUGUAAAUGCCGUGAUGGUUGGGAAGGGCCCGACUGCUCUACUGUUGCCGUCAAGGCGAAAUAUGAGACGGAAGCUAACGGCGGCGAUGGCGAUGAUCCCGCUAUCUGGAUCCAUCCUACCAGACCAGACCAAUCCAAGAUCGUUACAACCACGAAGUCUGAUCAGGGGGCUGGAUUCGCCAUCUUUGACCUAAAGGGAAAGCUGUUGCAGCAUAUGGCCAUGGAGAAGCCCAACAACGUGGACGUCAUGUACAACUUCACUGCCGGUUCUCGCAAGGUCGAUCUGGCCUUUGCCGCUUGCCGUGGAGACAACACUCUCUGUCUUGCAGAAAUCAACUCCACUGGCCUUCUUUCGCCCAUUGCAGGUGGCAGUCAGCCUACACCCGAAGACUACGAAGUCUACGGCUCCUGCACUUACCGCUCUCCAAAGACCGGAAAGCAAUACCUCUUCGUCAACAACAAGGAUGCAGAAUACCUCCAAUAUGAACUCACAUCCUCCACUAACGGCACUCUCCAAACAACACUUGUCCGCAAAUUCAUCGGCGGCUCCGGCGGCCAAGUCGAAGGCUGUGUGUCAGACGAGCGGUCCGGUUACCUCUUCCUCGGCGAAGAACCAGAAGGCAUCUGGCGGUACGACGCCGAACCCACCGGCUCGGACAAGGGCUUCCAACUCGCGAAGGUGGGUGAUGGAAACCUCGAGGCUGAUGUCGAGGGCAUGACGCUCGUGCCUGCGAAGAACGGGGACGGCGGAUACAUCAUGGUGUCUAGCCAAGGUAUCAGCUCGUACAUCGUGUAUGAUAGAGCACCGCCGCACAAGUACGUCAUGAAGUUCACCAUUGUGGAUAACGAGAAGGCAGGUGUUGAUCAUGUCACCAACACGGAUGGUCUUGCGGCGGUGGGCGAUCGGUUGAAUAAGGAUUUCCCGUACGGAUUGAUCGUUACGCAUGACGACGCUAAUGAAUUGGCCGAGGGAGGUACUGCUGAGGAGGCUAGUUUCAAGCUCGUUAGUCUUCUUGAUGUUCUUGGAGAGGAGCGGGCGAAGAAGUUGGGGUACUAAGUCGGGUGCAAGACCUCUGAUUUGGUCAAAAAACUUCGUAAUUAUAAUC